Capsella rubella is the source of this 1467-nucleotide messenger RNA. RefSeq lists its product as uncharacterized. Lineage: Eukaryota; Viridiplantae; Streptophyta; Magnoliopsida; Brassicales; Brassicaceae. The record is from RefSeq and is a predicted model, not a curated record. The transcript has a single exon. The coding region runs from base 1 to 1467 and encodes 488 amino acids.
AUGCAUUUUGCAUCCGAUCACCCUAGACACAUAUUUGAAGAAUCUGCAUGCAAAUCGAGUGAUGCAGUUUGCAAAUUAUGUAAAAGUGAGGUUUCUUUAGAAUCUUUGGCAUAUUAUUGUCGUGAAUGUAGCUCACAUUUUCACAAGGAUUGUCUCACAAUAACUAAUGCAGAGAUUCAUGAGCAUACUCUAACUUUUAUACGUAGGGAGAUUUAUUUCCCAUGUGAUGUUUGCGGGUGGGAUCCUAAUGGUAUGGAUAUGUACGGAUGUUUACAAUGUGAUUUCUUUCUACAUAGACAGUGUAUAUACUUACCAAAGGUUAUAAAGCUCACACGUCAUUCACAUCGUCUCUUUCACGUUUUUCGUAUCUCUAGUGGCGAUAACAUUUGUGGAGUUUGUCAUUCUCAAGUUGAUGCUGGAUAUGGAGGAUAUUGUUGUAUUGAGAAGACAUGUAAUUAUGUUGUCCAUUUAAGCUGCAUAAUUCGUUUCGAUGUGUGGGAUGGGAAAGAUCUUGUAGAAGAACCUGAAUCAGAAGAGGUUGACUCUGAACUUGACCUCGCGCCGUUGGUGGAAAUAGAUGGAAAAUCAAAACGCCAUAUUAGCCAUGAACAUGACCUACUAAGACUCGACAUGGAUGACAAACAAGAAGGUGGACAAGUAUGCCAAGCAUGCAUCCUACCAAUUGAAUAUGGUGGUUUCUUGGACUGCAAGCAAUGCGACUUUGCUCUCCAUGAAGUGUGUGCGAGACUUCCUCGGAAGAUGGAACAUGGGAUACAUAUUCAUCAGCUAACCUUAUAUGUCGAGACGUGGAACUACGAUAAUGGGUUCUUCACUUGCUCUGUUUGUAACCAACACUCUUGUGGAUUCAUGUACAAGUGUAGCCAAGAAGAGUGUGGGUUUAAAAUGGACGUGAAGUGUGCUUCUUUUGCGGAACCAUUCAACCAUAGCCUGCACAAACAUCCUCUUUAUCUAGCAAUAUACUAUGACGAAUUUAUUUAUAAGUGUGUAGGCUGUGCCCAAUCUUCAAGGUAUGCAGCAACAUGUUACAAUGAAUGUUGGUUCUCCUUGGAAUUCAAAUGCGUGAACUUACCAAAAUCAGUAAAAUACAAGCAUGACACUCACUUACUCACUCUAUAUUGUGAUAAAGAUUAUUCAAAGAGAUAUCAAGAUCAGCUUGAGUGGUGGUGUGAGAUUUGUGAAGAAAAUAUAAUGAAAAGUAAAUUUUGUUACACCUGCCAUGAUUGCUCCACCACUCUUCAUGUCGAAUGCAUAUUAGGGAAAUACCCUUAUUUGAAAUCUGGCCAUAGGAUCAAAGUAAGUGGUUUCGAGGUCGAGAUUGUUCCAAACAAUGGUGUUACUCGGCCGAUUUGUCAUACAUGUCAACAUAUUUGCCAAGACAAACAAGUUUUCAAUGGAAGAGAUGAUGUAUGUUUCUGUUCUAUCAAUUGUAUUCGUUCUAACAAAUGA